Molecule: messenger RNA, 1411 nt
Organism: Erythranthe guttata (spotted monkey flower)
Lineage: Eukaryota; Viridiplantae; Streptophyta; Magnoliopsida; Lamiales; Phrymaceae
Molecular function (GO): protein binding
Source: RefSeq, a predicted model, not a curated record
AUGUUGAUCCACUCUAAUGUUUGUCUUGCCUUACUUCUACUACUAGCAAUUCUUUUGUUCCAUGCAACUUGUUUGAACACCAAUCAAGCACAUCCAAUAAUUGCCAAUGGUAGAGAAGCCCUAGAGAUAAUCAUCGGUGGUGGUGGUGGUAGUUAUGGCUCUCCUCUUGCAUCACCACCAUCUUAUUACCCUUUCGAGAGCAAGCGAAUCGAAAUAGUCUACCCCGUGAUCCAAAAAUUCAAGCAAAAAAUCACGAGCGACCCAUACAACAUCACGAACACAUGGGUGGGCCCCGAUAUCUGCAAUAACUACAAAGGCUUCUUCUGCGACACCCUCCUCGGCGACUACAACUCCGUCGCCCUCGCCGGAGUAACGUUCAACGGCUUCAACUUCGACGGCCCGGAUCUCAGCCUCGCCGGAUUCAUCGACGAAUUGCCCGACAUAAUCGUUUUCCACGCAAACUCCAACAACUUCAAAGGCCCAUUCCCUUCAAACAUCUCCAAGAUCAAGUACCUAUAUGAACUAGACCUAAGCAACAACAAGUACACUUGCGAAUUCCCGCACGAAAUUCUCGGCUCGCAGUUGACUUUCCUAGACCUCCGAUACAACACAUUUUCCGGUGCGGUCCCGCCCCAAGUUUUCACGCUCGACGUCGACGUGCUCUUUAUCAACAACAACAACUUCAUGCAAAAACUCCCCGACAAUUUGGGCUCAACCCCGGCCCUUUAUGUAACCCUAGCUAACAAUAGGUUCACCGGCCCGAUCCCUACGAGCAUCGGCCGGGCUGGCAAAACCCUAAUUGAAAUUAUCUUGUUGAACAAUGGAUUAUCGGGGUGCUUGCCGUGUGAAAUCGGGCUUUUGGAGAAGGCCACCGUGUUCGACGCCAGCCGCAAUUACCUAACGGGACGGAUUCCACUUUCAUUCACGUGUUUGGGCAUGAUCGAGAUUUUGGAUUUGGCCGAUAAUCAAUUAUACGGGCAUGUACCCGAACUCGUGUGUGAGUUGCCUAAUUUAGUUACCUUAUCGUUGUCUUAUAAUUAUUUUACGGGCAUUGGCCCGAAAUGUUUGGAGUUGGUGGAGAAAAAUGUGUUACAUUUGAGGAUGAAUUGUAUACCGGGCCUACCGGACCAAAGAACGCGGGCCCAGUGCCGAGCGUUCUUUUCGACGGCUAAGGGUUGUCCUAGGUCGAAUUGGAUUCCGUGUAGUAGUGGAGGUGUUAUUCGGAGGAACUCUCUUGAGUCGUCGUUGGAUACUAACGGUAUUUCGGCGGUGUCGGUGAAGUUGAAGUCGCGCGCUUAUGCCGCUUUAAAUCGUCGCCUUUGACUGCAUUUGUACUAGAUUGGAUUGAGUGCUUCUAAUUUAGUAUUGUAUCAAGAUAUUUGUAUUUUAUAUAAGGAUGCACAUGUAAAAU